Molecule: messenger RNA, 3010 nt
Organism: Dryobates pubescens (Downy woodpecker)
Lineage: Eukaryota; Metazoa; Chordata; Aves; Piciformes; Picidae
Gene: NOL4
Product: nucleolar protein 4
Exons: 12
Coding region: 241-2241 (666 amino acids)
Source: RefSeq, a predicted model, not a curated record
GCCUGCUCCGGGACCUCCUUCGCUCCGCUCGGAGCUGGAUGCAUUUUUCAUGAGCGCUGGGUGAACAGGUGCAAAGUGCGGCGGGGCGGCCCAGCCCCGCACCCCGGCCCGCUUCGGGGCGGCGUGUGCGUGUGUCGGUGUGUCGGUGUGUGCCUGUCUGUCCGGCCGUCCGGCCGUGUGUGUGUGUGUGUGUGUGUGCGCCCCGGCGUGUGCAUGUGUGCGAGUGUGUACUAGGAGAUUAUGGAGAGCAGCGACCGGGACAUGUACCGCCAGUUUCAAGACUGGUGCCUCAGGACUUACGGGGACUCAGGAAAAACCAAGACGGUGACCCGUAAAAAAUACGACCGGAUCGUCCAGCUCCUGAACGGCUCCGAGUCGAGCUCCACGGAUAAUGCCAAAUUCAAAUUCUGGGUCAAAUCUAAAGGCUUCCAGCUCGGCAACUCGGACGAGGUCAGUGGUGGUGCUGGAGGAGGGAAGCAAGUGCUGUACGUGCCAGUCAAAACCACGGAUGGCGUAGGUGUAGAUGAGAAGCUGUCUUUACGGCGGGUAGCCGUCGUAGAAGAUUUCUUUGACAUUAUCUAUUCCAUGCAUGUUGAGACUGGGCCUAAUGGAGAACAAAUCAGAAAACAUGCUGGACAAAAGAGAACAUACAAAGCUAUUUCGGAGACCUAUGCCUUCCUACCGAGAGAAGCGGUGACACGGUUUCUAAUGAGCUGCUCAGAGUGCCAGAAAAGAAUGCAUUUGAACCCAGAUGGAGCGGAUCAUAAAGAUAAUGGAAAACCUCCAACUUUAGUGACCAGCAUGAUCGAUUACAACAUGCCAAUUACAAUGGCUUACAUGAAACACAUGAAGCUGCAGCUGCUAAAUUCACAGCAAGACGAGGAUGAAAGCUCUAUAGAAAGUGAUGAGUUUGAUAUGAGUGACUCCACUAGGAUGUCAGCUGUAAACUCUGACCUCAGCUCCAAUCUGGAGGAGAGAAUGCAAAGUCCUCAGAACCUCCAGGGCCAGCAGGAUGAUGAUUCAGCCGCAGAGAGUUUUAAUGGCAAUGAAACCGUGGGACACAGUUCCAAUGCUUCAGGGGGAACACACUGCAGGGAGAUGGCAGAAACCAACAGUAAUGGCAAAACAAAUCUGGAGCAGGAUGAGCAGCCUCUGAACCUGAGUGACAGUCCCCUCUCUGCUCAGCUGACUUCAGAAUACAGACUAGAUGAUCACAGCAGUAAUGGAAAGAACAAAUACAAGACUCUCCUAAUUUCUGAUCUCAAGAUGGAACGGGAGGCAAGAGAAAAUGGAAGCAAGUCCCCUGCACAUAGCUAUUCAAGCUAUGACUCUGGCAAGAAUGAGAGUGUAGGCAGAGGUGCUGAAGAUCUGUCUCUGAAUCGAGGAGAUGAGGAUGAGGAUGACCAUGAUGAGCAGGAAGAUCCUGAGAAGGUUAAUGAAUCAGAUGGGGUAGAAGCUGAACGACUGAAAGCUUUUAAUAUGUUUGUCAGGCUGUUUGUAGAUGAAAACUUGGACCGAAUGGUCCCAAUCUCUAAGCAGCCCAAAGAAAAGAUCCAGGCUAUCAUUGACUCAUGCAGGCGACAAUUCCCUGAGUAUCAAGAGCGUGCCAGAAAGCGCAUACGUACUUACCUCAAGUCCUGCAGGCGGAUGAAAAGAAGUGGUUUUGAGAUGUCACGACCUAUUCCCUCACACCUUACUUCAGCAGUUGCAGAGAGUAUCCUGGCUUCCGCCUGCGAGAGUGAAAGCAGAAAUGCUGCCAAAAGGAUGCGGCUGGAUAGACAGCAGGACGAGGCUGCUCCAGCUGACAAGCAGUACAAACAGGAGCCAGCCCAGGUCACUUACUCAACAUCAGCUGUUUCCAGCACGCAGGAGGUGUUGUACAUCAAUGGCAAUGGGACCUACAGUUACCAUAGUUACAGAGGGCUCGGAGGUGGGCUGCUAAAUCUCAAUGAUGGUUCUAGCAGUGAUCUGCAGCCUACCUCCACCACAGCCUCAACUCAGCACUGCAUACCAGGCACCACAAACGUCCAGUCCCCUUCCAGCUCAGGUCCAACAGAUCUCAGUAUGAAGAGGCAGUUAGCAACCAGCUCUGGAUCCUCCAGUAGUUCCAGCUCUAGACCCCAGCUGAGUCCCACUGAAAUAAACGCAGUGAGGCAGCUCGUGGCAGGGUACCGAGAAUCAGCUGCGUUUUUAUUGCGCUCUGCAGAUGAACUGGAAAACCUUAUUCUGCAGCAGAACUGAGUCACCCGACCUUCACACCGGCCUGGGCUUAUCUCAGAGUUUCCACUAAUGACAUUUUGAUUUCCCAGAGCACACACUUCAGUUACUGCACAGUCUUUUAGGGGAGUUAAUUACCAUAAUGCCACACUGUUCUUGAUCCAUAAAGUGAUGUGUUAAGGUGCUUCAAAGUGAACUUCGACCUCUGGUAUUUCCAAGGUACUUUCCUGUGUCCAGCCUAUUGCUUUUGUUUUAGUGUGUCAGCAUAAAUAUCGAAACAGUGGCUAGGAAUUAACUCCUUCUAACAAGUGGAGCAAACAGAAGAUGCUGUGAUGGUUUAAAAACAAAACCAAACCAAACCAACCAAACAAAAGAAAGGAAAAACAAACAAACAAAAAGGCAAACAAACAAAAAAGGUUCAAGAUCCAAGUGCAAUAUUAGUGGAAUGUGAUACUGACUCAUUGGACUUAAAGCUGCAGUAUAUGGCAAGAGGUUGCCAAAUGUCCUGUUGCUGCAGGGCACGAUUGCAAUUCAAAGGAUCUUGUAUUUUAAACAAAUGUAAUUUUUAUAAGAAAAAAGGAAAAAAAAAACAAGAUGAAAGAAAUUUUUUUGUUUUCAUUCAAGAUUUUUUCAUUUUUACUUUCGUAAACUUUUUCACUGGUCCUGAAAAUGUUUUGAGGAGCUAUUUUAAGUCCCCCUCCCUCCCAACUUCCUCUCUUGAACCCCUGACUGUACCCUUCUCCCCAACUUCAUAUUCUUUCUACAACGAGUAACUCUUGAUGCUGGAUAAUUC